AUGGGUAAAGACAAUAGAUGUUUCAGAGAGGUUUGGUUUAAAGACCGUGAUUGGUUGGAGUAUAGUGUUUCAAAGGAUGCAACCUUUUGUUUCUGGUGUUAUCUUUUUAGACCUAGUAAUAUAGGGUUUGGAGGAGGUGAUGUGUUUACGAGAUCUGGUUUUAUUAAUUGGAAAAAAGCAAUUGAAAAAUUCAAUGAGCAUGUAGGUGGGGUUGGUAGUGCGCACAAUGAGGCAAGAAUACAGUUUGAGGGUUUCAAGAAUCAAAGACAAAGUGUGGAGUAUUCAUUUUCAUCGGGGAAGCAUGAGCUUGAAGUUGCUUAUCGCAAACGCUUGACUUCCAUUUUAAAAGUAAUUCGAUUUUUGUUGUUACAAGGAUUGCCUUUUCGAGGACAUGAUGAGUCUUCGGCAUCAUCCAAUAGAGGCAAUUUUUUAGAAUUGCUCAAAUGGUAUAGCUCAGAGUGUCCGGAAGUUGCGGCAGUUGUUGGAAUGAAUGCACCUGGAAAUAAUCAAAUGAUUGCCCCAAAAAUUCAAAAGCAAUUGGUGAAUGCUUGUGCAGUUGAGACCACAAAUGCUAUUCUAGCUGAUCUUGGAGAUAGGUGGUUCACUUUACUACUUGAUGAGGCUCGUGACUGUUCAGUGAAAGAGCAAAUGAUAGUUGUUAUUAGAUAUGUGAACAAACAUGGAGAGGUGAUUGAACGAUUUAUGGCUAUAGUUCAUGUUGCAACAACUACAGCUGCUUGUUUGAAGGAGGCAAUCGACUCUUUAUUUGCUAAGUAUGGUUUGUCAGUGGCGAGAUUGAGGGGUCAAGGAUAUGAUGGUGCUUCAAAUAUGUCUGGAGAAUUUAAUGGCUUAAAGUCACUGAUAAUGAAAGAAAAUCCGUAUGCAUUGUAUGUUCAUUGUUUUGCUCAUCAACUCUAG
This is a messenger RNA of Zingiber officinale, 918 nucleotides long. Its product is annotated as zinc finger MYM-type protein 1-like. The record is from RefSeq and is a predicted model, not a curated record. The coding region runs from base 1 to 918 and encodes 305 amino acids. NCBI's taxonomy places the organism in Eukaryota, Viridiplantae, Streptophyta, Magnoliopsida, Zingiberales, Zingiberaceae. The transcript has a single exon.